Molecule: messenger RNA, 3846 nt
Organism: Scomber japonicus (chub mackerel)
Lineage: Eukaryota; Metazoa; Chordata; Actinopteri; Scombriformes; Scombridae
Gene: pag1
Product: phosphoprotein membrane anchor with glycosphingolipid microdomains 1
Exons: 8
Coding region: 191-1558 (455 amino acids)
Biological process (GO): intracellular signal transduction; negative regulation of T cell activation
Cellular component (GO): plasma membrane; membrane raft
Source: RefSeq, a predicted model, not a curated record
AAAAAACAAAAACAAAAAACACGGCUCUCAUCAUCCUGUAAUGUCACACCGGGAGCUUUAGGACAAGGCUAAACACGCACUGAACAAAUCCAAACACUUUCUGUUGAAGCAGCCACUGAAUGCAGAUUUUUGGAUAGUCCUCACUGCUGGUACCUGUCCGAUGUCCUCUCCUCCCACAGUGUGAUGCGUCAUGGCUCCGGUGGUGAGUGGAGUAUGGUGGGGGCCGGAGGCAGGUGUCGUCAGGUCUGGGGCGGCAGCUGCUAGCGGGGUGGCGUCGUGGCUGAGCAGUGGGCAGCUGGUCGUAGUCAUCACCCUAAGCACCCUCACUGCCCUGCUGCUCGUCUCUGUGCUAUUGCUGCUGUGUGCUAGCUGCCAGGGGCAGAAAAAAGCAGUCAAUGGACAUCCAGCAGUAGACCAUGAGAACCUCAUGAAUGGAGUAUCUGAGAGAGAGACCAUCAGCCAAUCAGCAGACAGUCCAGCUACUGAGGGGGCUGUCAGCAGCUCUCACAAUGGACCUCUAACCAGCGGUACAAUUCUCUCAGACACACAGGACACCAGUCCCCAGCCUUCAGAGGAGAUGCUCUCCAGCCAAUCAGAGCUCAGGUCCUCCAAGUGUCCUCAGGAUCGCGAGCUCCCCAGCAUUCCGCCAAACAACGCCCUUAUCGGGGACGGACCCCCACCCUCAGGGGACAGCACCUACGAGGUGGUUAAAGAGAUGGCAGUGGCGUCACGUGAUGUCAGUGUCGAAGACUCCCUGUACGAGACGGUCAAGGAGCUCAAAGACCACCCUGCGCAGCCUGGCCUUCCCAAUGGUACUGCCCAGCUAAGCCAAGACGAACCCCCCCAUCAUCCGCCUGUCCUCCUCAACGGCCACCUCAGCCCCUGCACACCUGAGCGGGGGCCCCUGUGCGCCGGGGUGGAGUACGCCUCGGUGGACCUGAACAAGAAGAGCCGCCACAGUGCGGACAUGGAGGCCAAAAGGCGCUCUGAUAAUGCUGCCGUUCCAUCCCACAAGCCUCUGGAUGAACCAGAAGAAGAUUCACCUCCACCAGUACCAGAAAAGGUUCUGGAUGAAAACGACAACCAGCCAGUGUUGAUGAAUGGGCUGGCAGGGGCUGGGCUGCACAAUGGAGAGUUAAACUCCCCUCUCUCUCCUGCACCAGGGUUCGACAACCACAUUUUGUCAGACAAUGAGUCAGCAGUGUACUCUACAGUGGACAAAACAAACUGUGACGAUGCUGUAAAUGAGGAGGACAAAGAGCACGACUACAGCAGCAUUGCAGAGAUCAAAGGUAUCGUUCCGGCCUCGUCCUCCAGUGACCUCUAUGCCACUGUCCGAGAUAUCUACACCCAGCCCGAUGAGCCCCAGCUGGGGGAAGACCCCGCCUUGGACAGCACAGAUCCUGGCUACGAAACCAUCCGCAUUCCAAAGACUAAUGGCUCGGAUGACAACCACAGGGCUGGGCUGGGGGCGGAAGGGUCAGACCCCACCAAGGCUGAGCCUGACUACGAGAGCGUCGGAGAGUUGGGCCUGGGCCGGGAAACGUCGCGUCUCUGAGUUUUCAUCAGCAUAAUUAUCUUCACCUGUGGCGGUUUGGGAGAAGCCUUCUCUCUGACAUAUCUUACAGACGUCACUGUAGUGCUUUGAACUUGCUACCAAGCAUGCUUUUGGUGCAUGACUUGGGAAACGGCAGAAAUGGCUCAUCGCAGCAUUCAUCUUCAAUGCAUGAGUGUCCUCUUUGCAGCUUGGGUACGGUUUAUCAUAUCUGAAUUUUACUCCUUUAAUUUAUCAGCCAGGGUGAAUGUCAUUGGUACCGGUACCCCUAUUAGUAAAUGAACUGUAGUACCUCAGUCAAUGGGCAUUAAUCAUAUGGAAGACUGCACUUUGGAUUAUUAUUAAAACUCUUUUUCUGUGCUGGUAGUGCAUAUCAUGGACACAUUUGGAAACACUUGAUUGUGAAAAAGAUCAAAUAAAUAAACUAUCAAAUAAAUAUCCAAUCACAACACACAUGCAGCAUUUCAAAGUGUUAGCUGAGGACACUAUCAGUGCCUGUGACUUAAGAAAUAUCAAGAAUUCAGUGCCAUACAAUCAUCAAACACAUGCACUUACUGUACAUAUGGAGGGAACAGUGUUACGCAGGCCCCUCUGCAGAUGCUAGUCACUUUCUAGCUCCCACCAGGUGACUCAGUGUCAUGUUUUAUUGAGUGUUAGAUGAUAUUUCUAAAUUAUUCCUUGUCAGAUUGCCAGCACUUCCACUGUGCUAGGAAUUCCCUUGAAAGGGUAUGAAAAGCAUACGUCAAUUGUAUCUGUGACCAAAUGUUUAGUAGAGACAAACAUGGUAUUUGAUAGGUUGUCAAAUAGAAAUGAUGCCGUCUUGACUGCUACAUAUUAUACAUGUCCUUCUAUUGAGACGAUUAGCUGCAAAUGUAUGGGAAAAUAUGUAACGGGUCAGGAGAAAGGAAACUAUUGUUCAGCAGAACCAAAAUGGAAACAAGCGGUGAGAAAAUGAGGCCUGUCUCGCACACUUGUGGUUUCACAGUACAUUAGUAUAAAGCCUUUUUAGAUGUUUUAUUACAGUCUUUGUCAACCUUUUUGUGAAAUUCAUAUUUAUUUGAAGAUGCAUAUUGUUGUGUAAUUGUGAAAUGUCUGUGAGAGAAACGUCAAUAGGAUUUUAUAGAAGUUUCUAGCAUUUUUAUUGAGAUACUAAAUGAAAGUGAGUUAUGAGGUGAUGACAGUUGUGAAGGUACGCGUCCCCCUGACUUAAAAAAAAAAGAAGAAAUUCAACAAACAUGAGAUCAUAUUCACGUAUUGCAGUCCUUUCUUAUUUUGUGAGCCACUUUUCAUUCUCUCACACUUUGCAAAUGCAAAACAACACAUGAAACUUGUAUUAUUACUGCAAAUCUGUUGAUCGGCUGUGUUUUUGUUUUGUUUUGGUUGUCAUGUUUUUGUUGAGCCUAUUCUUGGUACAGUAUGCGGUCUGUAGUUGGCAUCUCAGAUGAGUUUAAAGCACAAGGUAUAAUAUUAUGGUACUGCAUUUAUACACAGCUUAUCAAAAGCAUCAUCACAAUCCAGUAACAUCUCUGCACAAUUUGAAUAUAUAAUGCUUUUUAACCUACUAGUAGCACAAACACAACACAAAUUCAUAUGUUUGUAGCUUGUACUGACGACAUGCCAACCAAGGCUUGUAUAUAGUUAGAGCACUAUUUUAACCAACUGUUAUUCGCUGGAAAUUUCACGUAAGCAUUUACUUAUUUGUACAAUGUCCAGAGUGAUAUAAUUUUAAUAUUAAGUCUGCUGAAAGCAAUGAUGUACUGUAUGUCAGCCUUGUUUUAAAGAAAAAUUGAAACCCUGUUGUCCAAUGGCUUUUUGCCUUGUAUUGUAACUCAAAGUUGUUAAAUAUGCUUAUGGGUUCUGAGAAGUUGUAACCAAUCAAAUGUCACAAAUAUGGUACAGUAAGCAGGUACAUUUUAAGUGAACAGUGAGUGUGGUACUUUUAUUUAAAAAAUUGAAUCACUGUCUGAAUACUGUUGUUGGAUGUUUCUUUUCAAAUAACUAGGCCAAAUGUUUUUGUUUUUUUGCUGUAAAUAUCUUUCACUACAGUAUUUCCCCCCAUCUGGAGAAAAAUCCGCCCAUAUCAACAUAAUACAGCACUACGGCAUCUCCUCAGCCUUACUUCAUGUUUCAUUAGACAUGCAGGAGCAUGUUGGUCCCUCAGACAAACACAUACUGUAGCAAACCCACGCUGACUGCGUAAUAUCAAACAUUUGAAAUGCUGUAACAUCUUCCAGCUUUCUCUACAGUGGAAGUGGGUUUUGAAGUGCUUCCUGCAUUUAGAUGAAGCCCUC